Messenger RNA from Chiloscyllium plagiosum (whitespotted bambooshark), 1103 nucleotides. The record is from RefSeq and is a predicted model, not a curated record. Lineage: Eukaryota; Metazoa; Chordata; Chondrichthyes; Orectolobiformes; Hemiscylliidae.
UCUUUUUUAUUUUAAAAUAGGAGUGCCGUUUAGCUACUUUCCUUGGACUCCGGCAAGAGAUUAAAAAGCUCAUGGUGGAUAUUGAUCAUUUCCCUGAUACUACAUUUGAAAAAGAUGCAGUCCUUGAGGAGGAGAAUCUAUUUUUCCUCUCUGAUGGAAAUAUUAAAUCACUUGAGGUGCUUCGUCACCAGUUAGAGGUGCAAAAGGAGGAAUUGAUGGCUUCACAAGAGUCUCUGAAAAAACAGAUUCAUUCUCUUUGGAACACUUUACAAAUCCCUUUAGAGGAGCGGAACUUGUGUACAACAGGUUCGAUACAUCAAGUCAAUACAGUGUUGCAACAGGAGCUUGAGCAGCUUCAACUAAUGCAGGCUAAGAAUAUUAAACAAAUUAUCACUGGCAUCCGACAAGAAUUAAACACCUAUUGGGACAAAUGUUACUACAGCCAGAAAGAAAGAGAAGAAUUUGCUUUCCUUUCCAAUGAAAAUUUCACGGAAGAGUUGCUAAAAGUGCAUGAUGAGGAACUGGUAAAGAUUACCCUCUAUUACCAAAAACACCAAAAAUUGUUUGCUGACAUUGAAAAGAGGGAAUGCUGGUGGAAGACCUUCUUAGAACUUGAGAAGAAGGCAUCUGAUCCAAACAGAUAUGCUAAUAGAGGUGCAACUUUACUUAAAGAAGAGAGAGAACGUUGUUGGCUUCAGAAGAAUAUACCAAAGCUGGAAGACGAAAUCAAAUUAUACAUAGAGAGAAUGGAAACUGAGCAAGCCUGUCCAUUUUUGGUUAAUGGGCAGACGUUCACAACGUACAUUGCUAAUCAAUGGGAAGAACUUAGGAUCAAGAAAGGACAAGAGAAAAGAGAGAGAUGUAUAAAGAAAGAAGAUGGGACUGGCUAUAAAACCCCUUUAAAAAGAACAUUGACUGCAGCUAGUACACCUCUGAGGAAAAUCCGAAAAUUAAAUGGGACCUUAAAUUUUGCCCCAGUGAACAGUAGUGGAAGCCUAUGUAAUCAAGCGAGAAAACCUGUUCUUGCAUCUCAAAAGAUGAGACGUGUUGCAACAAAUACGGUAAUGCACAUCUGUUUUGAAAGCUAGCUUGUGCACAAGCUU